AUGGCAGUGGUGGUGAUGGCAAUGAUGGUGGCGAUGGUGGUUUGUGGGGGAUGUAGUGGUGGAGGAGGUGGCGGUGGCGGUGGAGGUGGCGGUGGCGAUGGCUGUGGCAAUUAUGGGGAUGAUGUUGGCAGUGGCUGUGGUGGUGGAGACGGUGGGGCUGAUAGUGGGGGUGGUGGAGGUGGGGCUAAGGGUGGUGGCGAGGUGAUGGAGGUGGCAGUGAUGGUACUAGUAUUGGCGGGUGGUGGUGGAGGUGGCAAUGUUAGUGGCGGUAGCAGUGGCGGCGAUUAUGGUGAUAGUCAUGAUAAAAUGAACCAUGUCAGCUCGCAGAGAAAGAACAAGAGGUCGCGGUCUGAGAUAGGGGCCGAAUCCGCCACCUCCAUCUCUGUCACAACCUCCUUCACCACCAGUGCCUUCGCCUCCACCAUCUUCACCUGCCGGAGAUAA
Molecule: messenger RNA, 444 nt
Organism: Prunus dulcis (almond)
Lineage: Eukaryota; Viridiplantae; Streptophyta; Magnoliopsida; Rosales; Rosaceae
Product: keratin, type II cytoskeletal 1-like
Exons: 2
Coding region: 1-444 (147 amino acids)
Source: RefSeq, a predicted model, not a curated record